UUCUUAGCAGGUCACAAACUUAAAGUUUCGUUACUAAAAUUACCGCGGACUCCUUUGUUUCUAGCCCACUAAGCUACUUACCUUCCAAGCUUCUAAUGUAACCAGCACUCGAUCAGUCCGACUUUCAAAGUAGCACAAGGUCGUUUUUUGUGCACAGGAGGUGCUGAAUGAAGUAGCAAUUUGUGACGCCAUAGAUUGCAUCUGACAUCUAUUGAAUGCUAUAAGUUACAAGUUUGAUUGUUUGUUCGUUUAUGUAGAUUACGAAUGCGGAUUUGGUUCGUAGUAAACAAUAGAUCGAGGCUAAGUGCACCGUAAAGUUGUGAAAUGAAAUUGUCAAGCGUUUGUGAUUUGUUUUGUCGGAUUAAGCGGAAUUCCACCAACUUCUAUUUAUUUCUUUCUGUGAACUAUGGGAUCUAUAAAUUAUGGGAUUUAUAAUUAUCCUGGGCCUGCAGUCUCGACAAAGAUAGCGAUCGCUUAACGACAAAAUUCGGUCGAUAAGUCCUAACGAUCCGAUCGUAACGAUUUUUGGUAGUCUCUACUGCCAAAACUAUCGAGUGUCAUCGCAAAGUUACCGAAUAUUUUCGGUAAGAUAACGAUUUAUCGUUAUGUCAUAGAAUUUCCUUGCGACAGUUUUUGACAGCCCGCUAAGUGAUAGCUACUAUCGAUAUCGUUCCUAUAUUUGUUUAUUUUACGUCAGAAAAUAUUAAAUAAAUAGUAAUUUAAUAAAUAAUGGCUUCUGAAUAUUUAGCAUGGGACUUAGUUGUGCUCGAGCACAGACGCGAUGUGCUUAUGGGUCGACAAAUAGCACGAAACAAGCGAAACGAUGAAAAUCCCUUGGAUUUGGAGGAUGGCCAAUUUCUUCAAAUGUAUAGAAUUUCAAAGGAAAUGUUUCACAGGCUACUAAGUGAACUGCGUCCAUCUCUCCAAAGACGACGGCCUUACGGACUUUCUGUGGAGUCCCAAAUACUGACGGCACUCCGAUUUUACGCAUGUGGGUGCUACCAACAACCUGUUGGCUUGCAGUGGGGUUGUAGCAUGAGCCAAAAAUCUGUUAGCCGAGUCAUCCGGGCUGUAACUUCGGCAAUAAAUGAAAAACUUUUAAGAAAAUAUAUUAAAUUUCCAAUGACUCAAGGAGAACGCCAUGCGGCAAAACAGAAAUUUAGAAAUGCCCCACAGCCAUUCCCAGGGGUAAUUGGAGCCAUUGAUUGCACCCAUAUAAAAAUUUUAGCUCCUAAGACCAAUGAGGAGUCUUAUGUGAGUGGUCACCAUGAGGGCCAUUCAUUAAAUGUGCAAGCUGUGUGUGACCCUGAUCUUAUUAUUUUAAAUAUUAAUGCUCGAUGGCCAGGAGCGAGACAUGAUGCUCACAUAUGGGCAAAUUCACCGGUGCGCUCAACAAUGAAGCGACAUUUUGAAAAUGGGGACCGCCGUGCUUGGCUGCUUGGUGAUGAUGGAUAUCCUCUGGAACCGUGGUUAAUGACUCCCAUAAAACAUCAACAGCCUGGCACACCGGAAUAUAAAUAUACCGAAGCACACUGCUCAGCUAGGAACAUCAUAGAAAGAUGCUUCGGUGUGCUAAAAUCUGUGUUUAGAUGUCUAUCACACCAACGCCAGUUAAUGUACGAACCCUAUAUGGCUGGCCUAAUAAUUAACGCAUGUGCAGUGCUCCACAAUAUGCGGAUAACAUAUAAAUUACCGGAACCAGAGUCCACCACAUCCAUGCAGCUGGUGGAUAAUAGUAGAUUCCAUGAUGAUAUGUUAGAAGUUACAGGUUCUGGGCGAGCUGUUGCAGAGCGCAUAAGAAGAAGGCUAAUUAACACUAGUUUCACAUAAUUAUUAUACUUUUUUUCAUUUAUGUACUGUUUCAAAUAAAAAACAUUUUAUAUCA
Molecule: messenger RNA, 1885 nt
Organism: Helicoverpa zea (corn earworm)
Lineage: Eukaryota; Metazoa; Arthropoda; Insecta; Lepidoptera; Noctuidae
Product: putative nuclease HARBI1
Exons: 6
Coding region: 730-1830 (366 amino acids)
Source: RefSeq, a predicted model, not a curated record